This is a messenger RNA of Truncatella angustata, 1635 nucleotides long. RefSeq names its product cytochrome P450. Gene Ontology annotation, molecular function: monooxygenase activity; heme binding; iron ion binding. Bases 1 to 1635 code for a protein of 544 amino acids. The transcript has 7 exons. The record is from RefSeq and is a predicted model, not a curated record. NCBI's taxonomy places the organism in Eukaryota, Fungi, Ascomycota, Sordariomycetes, Amphisphaeriales, Sporocadaceae.
AUGGAUCCAAGCAUAAUAGAGGUCGCCCUAAUCGGUGCAGGGCUUGGAAUCACCUCUCAUUUAGGUUACUUUAUUCGAGGCGAGUUCGUGGAAUCGGCUCCGCGCCUGUUAAUUGUUGCGCUUGCCACUCCGCCAGCAUCAGUGGCACUGCUCACGGCGUAUACUCAUUUAUCACUAGCGGGAGCUAUCAAGAUUACAACCAUUGGAUAUGGCGCCUACUCAGCUGCUUUAGUUACCUCGAUGGUUAUGUACCGAUUGUUCUUCCAUCCUCUUCGCCACUUUCAUGGGCCGAAGUUUGCGACAAUCACUCAGAUGUACCACGCAUAUCAGAUCUCUCAGGGCAAUAACUACGUGUAUCUGGCUCGAAUGCAUGCAGCAUACGGUGGCUUUGUCCGUAUUGGUCCCAAUACUUUGUCUGUUGCAGAACCUGACUGGGUAGAUCUGGUACAUAAUAGGCACACCCUUUUCAAGAAAGCAGACUGGUAUGAUCUGGGGAAGCCUCGAAUAAGUUUGCAGCAGAUACGGGACCCAGUACUCCACGAUAAACGACGGCGUCAUGGCUGGGACAAGGCAUUUACAGCGACUUCCUUGCGAGCAUAUGAUUCCCGAAUUGUAAAAUACGCUGAUAUCCUAGUCCUUCAACUUCGGAAGACUGGGCUACGCACUGUCAAUGUAACUGAAUGGUUUAACUCGUUCGCAUUUGAUGUUAUGGGUGAAUUGACCUUUGGUCGAGCCUUCAAGGCACUUGAAACCGGCAAAUCUCAUCCAGUGAUUGAUGCAAUUCAUGUAGCCAACACAAACGGAAGUAAUCUACAUUCACUACCCUGGUUAUUUGUAAUCAUGCUUCAACUUCUCCCAAAGAGCUUGAGUGGCUUCGGCCCCGUGCUAGCAUAUGGCGACAAGUAUGUGAAGGAGCGCCAAACCUACGAGCCGGAUGAGCCGGAUAUAAUGUCCCGCAUUCUUGGUGCAGGGCAAUUUUUCCCUAAUAAAAAGGAAGAAGAGGAUAUUUUAAAAAGUGAUUCAAGGCUUUUGAUCGUUGCUGGAAGUGAUACCACCGCCACAGCGUUGACUUUUGCGUAUUACCACUUAGCGAGGGACUCUUCUAUCGUUGAGAAGUUGCGAAAGGAGUUGAGCCAACAUCAUAUUACUGACCAAAAACAAUGCAACGUUCAACAACUACAGGAUCUGCCUUAUAUGAACGCAGUAAUCAACGAAGUUCUUCGGCUACAUCCUCCUGUGCCAAGCGGUUUCUUCCGUGAGACGCCUGCCGAAGGAGUCAACAUAGGCGGCCACUUUCUGCCUGGCGGAGUUAAACUACUGACUCCCCCAUACGUCAUUCAGAGAAGUCCUAAAGCUUUUGUAAAGCCCAACGACUUUCUUCCGGAACGUUGGACCACUCGUCCGGAGCUUAUCCUAAAGAAGGAGGCGUUUUUCCCCUUUCUGAUUGGACGCUUCUCAUGUAUUGGAAAGCAGCUUGCACUCAACGAACUUAGGCUAGUCCUUGCAAAGUUGAUUUUGGAAUUUGACAUCACUUUCGCCGAGAACGAGGACGGACGGGCUUUGCUUGAGGAAUCCAUUGACGGCAAUACAAUGGUACUUGCUAAGUUGAACAUUCAUUUCCAUAGCCGAAAGUAA